AUGACAACAUCAUCGUUUCAACACGCCCUCUCUCAAGUUUAUGAAUUCUUCUCGUUCUGCUUCUAUGGCUUGUAUUUACUUGUGUGUGAGCUGGAGCUCUACACCAAAUUCAAAUCCAUGAUUCCAUUUGUGGGAGAGAAGACUAAACCUCUUCUUGCCACGCUCGAUGAGAUGAUUAGCGGAAAGGUUGAGCUAGUGAAGCCCAAUCCCGAUCAAUAUUAUGUCAUUACUGGAGCCAACUCGGGAAUUGGUUUUGAAACUGCCAAAACUUUGGCCUGUGAAUUUGGUUUUAAUGUCAUUUUAGCAUGUCGUUCCGAAGCGAGAGGUAAUGAAGCAAGAGAAAAAAUUCAACGAGAACUUGACAAGAAAAAUUCAAAGGUAUCUCUCAAAUUUAUGAAAUUGGAUUUAUGCUCCUUGGAUAGUGUGAAAUCUUUUGCUGAAAAAUUAAACCAGCAAAUCAAGGUCAAAUGUCUUGUCAACAAUGCUGGAGUGAUGAUUCCACCCUAUGAGCACACAAAAGAAGGUCAUGAACUUCAAUUCGGAUGUAAUUAUUUGGCACAUGUUUUGUUGACCUUGUUGUUGAAAAAUAAUUUAGUUGAGAAUGGACCUGACAGUAGAGUUGUUUUUGUAUCAUCAGAGGCACAUCAUCCAGGAACAAUCCAUUUUGAGGACCCUGAUUUUAAGAAGAGAAGAUACAAUCCCUUCGAUGGAUAUACUCAAUCCAAGAUGGCUCAAAUAAUGUUCACUUAUCAUUUCGACAAGUUGCUUAAAAAGGAAGGAUUGGCUGAUCGUGUCAGCGUGAAUUCCAUUCAUCCUGGAAUUGUAGCAACAAAUAUUGGUACUCAUUUGUGGUUCCCUUUCAAUCAUGUCUUCAAUUUUGGAGUUAAGCUCGUCGCUCUGACACCCAUCGAAGGAGCCAUUAAUCAAAUUUAUGUUGCGUGUGCAAAGGAGUUGGAAAAAGUUUCUGGAAAAUAUUUUGUUCAUUGCGCACCAUCUAGGAGCAACACUGAGAGUUAUGAUCCAGAGAAAAUUAGCAAGCUCUAUGAAAUGACUUUAGAAAUUCUCAAACCAUGGUUGUAA
Messenger RNA from Naegleria lovaniensis, 1080 nucleotides. RefSeq lists its product as uncharacterized. The transcript has a single exon. NCBI's taxonomy places the organism in Eukaryota, Heterolobosea, Eutetramitea, Acrasida, Naegleriidae. The record is from RefSeq and is a predicted model, not a curated record. Bases 1 to 1080 code for a protein of 359 amino acids.